Molecule: messenger RNA, 981 nt
Organism: Humulus lupulus (European hop)
Lineage: Eukaryota; Viridiplantae; Streptophyta; Magnoliopsida; Rosales; Cannabaceae
Exons: 2
Coding region: 13-588 (191 amino acids)
Source: RefSeq, a predicted model, not a curated record
CCAUCCGAAGACAUGUUCGACCUCUACAGUGUGCCUGAUGCUCUUGUGAGAAAGAAGAAGGCGAGCAGGCGACAUCGCGGGGAAUGCAGCAAAGAGCCUCUGGCUAAGAAAACCCACACUGAGGACCCUCCAGCAGCUGGUCCUUUGAAAAAUAUAAUGCCACCUCCAUCUCCCCUUGAGCAGCAAUCUCCGCCUGCACUGGUCGGGUCGACCCUUCCUCCACCGGCUCUUGUCGAUCAGAUACAGCCAGCUGCCCCUGUUCAAACAGGGGACGACUUAUCGAGUUGCGUUCUAAGAUCGGCCAAGGACAGGAUGACAAGGAUCCUGAGGCACGAGCGCAGCCAAGAAGCCAUGGCUGGGAUCUUGAACCGCGCACUAAACGAGCUUGCCAGUGCAAUGCUGACCAUGACUGCCAGCUGGCUCCGCUCGGGGGUCAUUACUGAGAAAUCCAAGGCGUUCGAGCAACGACACGCUGAGGAGCUUAAGGCCGUUGAAGCGAAAUAUUCAGAGCAGCUUGAGGUGGCUCAGAAGGCAAAUGCGGCAUUGCUCGAGGAGAAAGAUAAACUGUCCGAGGAGAUGGAGCAAUAGCAUGUUGCUUUGAACAAACCCUUGAAGCAAAGGAGAACUACAAAGAGUCCCACCUCACCAAUUUUUGCGAAGCCAAAAGACUCGAGGCGGACCUGAUCGAGAGCAGGCAAGAGGCUGAUAAGUUGGAGGCUCGCAUCAACGAUCUCGAAAAAACCAAUGCUAGUAAUCUGGAGAGGUACAAGGGCGCCACGUCCAAGUGCUUCUAUGAUUUCUGGAAGCACAACCAAGGGGCCGAUUUCAGCUAUCUCUCUGAGCGCAUGAGGAAAACAGAAAUAGCUCGGUGCGUUGCUCGCUUGGAGGAAGAAGAGAGGGCGAAAACCCCAGCCUCGCCCGAGAUCUCUUUGGCCACUGGCAUUGAAGGCGUAGAGAAUGAAGUUGAAGCUGUAGUCGACC